This is a messenger RNA of Ananas comosus (pineapple), 3025 nucleotides long. Its product is annotated as anaphase-promoting complex subunit 7. Lineage: Eukaryota; Viridiplantae; Streptophyta; Magnoliopsida; Poales; Bromeliaceae. The coding region runs from base 673 to 2166 and encodes 497 amino acids. The transcript has 18 exons. Gene Ontology annotation, molecular function: protein binding. Gene Ontology annotation, biological process: cell division. The record is from RefSeq and is a predicted model, not a curated record.
UCUGUCGGACUUCUCCUCCAACCUCGGUCCUUCUUCUGCUCUCUCUCCGCUCCGAGGACACCCAAGCUCCUUCGCCCCGCCAAGGCUCCGCCCGGGCCACCCUUCGCCAGCCUGUUCAAGCUCGCCGGUCUGCUCCAUCAAGCGCGCUUUUCCUCACUUGCUGCGGCCAUUAUUUCUGCUCUUACUAUUGUAAAGUUAGACAUUUUUACUUCCUUCCCCUGCUAGCUAUUAGACUACUUAAUACUUCAGGUCAUUACAGCCGGAGCCGUUCCCGUUCCCCCUCAGCCGCUCCUCCACCUCUUCGGCCCUUCCGUCACACCUCACCUCUAAACCCUAACCCUAACCCUAGCCUUAAACCCGACCACGUCCUCUUCCUCCUCCUCUGUCACCCCUUUUCUCCUCCUGUCCUCGUUCGAUCCCAGCCCUGUCCCUAACCCUAACCCUAAACCCUAACCCUAAACCCUAGACCCCCCUCCUUCUCCUCUGGUUGCUUGGGAGCGGAAUGGAGGUGCCGAAGGAUCAGAUGAGCACCCUUCUCGACAACGGCCUCUUCGACUCCGCUCAAAUGCUGCUGGUGCAAAUAUUGAAGCAAGUCCUUCUCUUAAAGCUGAGUAUCUGGUGCUUCAAGGUGAUGCUUUAUUUGGAGAAAAGGAAUUUCGUAGGGCACUGAAUAUGUACAAACAAGCAUUGCAACAUUGCAAAAGCAUCCCGAGACAAGCAACAAGUAAUUCUAGAAACUCAUUAUCCACAUCAAGUCGAUCUUCGUCCCCGAACUCGUUGAGUGUUUCGACCAUUAACGACAAUGAGGUGAAAUUCAAGAUUACUCUUUGCCAUUGCUCACUAAAUGAGCACCGAGCUGCCCUUGUAGAGAUGGAAGGAAUUCCGCUGAAAGCAAGAACUCUACGAAUGAAUCUGACAUUGGGGAAGCUUUAUCGUGUAUCUAGAAACAACCGUGCUUCCAUCGCUUGUUAUAAAGAUUGUUUAAGGCACUGCCCUUAUAUUUUGGAGGCUGUUACAGCUUUGGCUGAAUUAGGCGUUUCUUCGAAGGAAAUUUUAUUGCUAUUUUCCCAGACUCCAGUAAAGAGUGGGAGGCUCCUCAGUGAUAACUUGGAUACGCAGCGUUGGUUGAAUAGAUAUGUUGAGGCUCAGUGUUGCAUUGCUUCGAAUGAUUAUAAAGGUGGCCUUGACAUAUUUUCAGAACUAUUGCAACGCUUUCCUAAUAAUGUGCACAUCUUACUAGAAACUGCGAAGGUUGAAGCCAUUAUCGGAAGAAAUGAUGAGGCAAUCAUGAAUUUUGAGAAGGUUCGAUUUGUUGAUCCAUAUGUCCUAACCUACAUGGAUGAGUAUGCAAUGCUUCUAAAAUCAAAAUCCGACCCCUCAAAGCUAAACAAAUUGGUGCAUGAUAUGCUGCAUAUUGAUUCUGGAAGACCAGAAAUAUUUGUCGCCCUCUCUGCAUUAUGGGAAAGAAAAGAUGAACGGAGAGCUUUGUCAUUUGCUGAGAAGAGCCUCCGAACUGAUGAUAGACACAUAGCAGGCUAUAUUAUGAAGGGUAAUCUCUGUAUGUCAUUAAACCGGCCAGACACUGCUGUGACAGCUUUCAGGGGCGCUCAGGAGCUACGGGCCGAUCUUCGUUCAUACCAAGGCUUAGUACGUGCAUAUCUGGCACUUUCUAAAUCCAAAGAAGCAUUGUUUACUGCUCGAGAAGCAAUGAAGGUUAUGCACCAGUCAGCAAAAGCUCUCAAAUUAGUUGGUGACGUGCACGCUAGUAAUUCUAGUGGGAGAGAGAAGGCGAGGAAGUUUUAUGAAUCAGCCCUUCGUCUCGAACCUGGGUUUCUCGGAGCUGCAUUAGCCUUGGCCGAUUUACACGUCGUUGAAGGAAGAAACAAGGAGGCUGUGUCACUGCUCGAAAGAUAUCUAAGAGACUGGGCAGAUGAUUCUCUACACGUUAAGUUGGCUCAAGUGUUUGCUGCAACGAAUAUGCUCUCAGAUGCUCUUUCUCAUUACCAAGCUGCAUUAAGGAUAAACCCACAGAAUGAAGCAGCGAAGAAAGGUUUAGAGCGCUUGGAGAAACAAAUGAAGGGAAUGGAUCCCGAUGCUCCGGAAGAGGAAGAAGAAAUUGAAGCCGAGGAUGCUGAAGGUGAUCAAGAGGACACUGAGCUGCUGUAAUCUGCAAAAUCUUUGAACCCUGUUAUCCGCUCUAUCAUUCUUGAACCUGCCUCAGAUAAAAAUUGAAACCAGUUUUACAGAGAGGAGAACCAGGGGCGGCGACUAAAAACGAAUAUACUAUAAAAACCACUCUCUCUCUCUCUCUCUCUCUCUCUCUGUGUGUUGCUCUUUAAAGAAGUUAGCACAGGCUUUAUUUUGGCAUGAUGGUCAAUUGCGGGGACAUGAUUUUUAAUGUGUAGCAGAGUGUAUUUUAGGCGAUGUUAAUCGACAGGAGCAUCAAUUUUAUUGUGUAUUCUGAAGCGGUUAGGAUUUUCAUCAUUCAUGCGAAGAUUACGAAUCUCCGGGAGAGAGGCUUAUGAUAUUUCUUCAGUCCAGAAUGCGGGCACGUGUUUACGCGUGGAAUGCUUUUCACCCUCCUUCCUCCACUAAAAUAGUGUGGCCAAUGCAAGGUUCUUUAAAGAUUUCUAAGCAGUUAAUAGUGCUUUCGUGGUACCGGUGGGAGCCGAAAGAGGUUGUGUAUGAAGUUAUUUGGAUUGUUGCUACAUGUACCUCCGAUGAUAAGUCGACAUGAUUUGUAAAUUGGAACUAUGUUUCUAGUCUGUCUGUGAUGGAAGAUUAAAUGAUACGGUCGAUGCUACUGCUGGCAGUACCAAAUCCUGCCAUGAGCCUAAGAAAUAUCUCUACUGCAGUUCAUUGGUUUGUGUUAUUUCCAAUCAGUGUUUGUUAUUUGUUUCUGCGUUUUCUUCUCUCUCUCCUCGUCUGUUUCCUUGACAUCCAAGCACUCAUAGGCUUAUAUUGCGAGCGAAUUUGGGAGGGAAGGAUGGAUUUUUUUUAAGGAUAUUUUUGUUUUGUUAUUUGA